CACGCCCUCUCGUCCUCGCCCUCCACGGUCCCGGAAGAGGAAAGCGUCACCCGACAGCGACCAGGAUCUUGCGAUGCCUGCGCACCACUUGUCGUCGCCGAGGCGGCUCCUGAGCCACCUUCCCACUUAGUUACCCGCGAUGAUCGAACCGCCCUUGUCCCUCAGAACCUCAGAACGAGAAAGUUAGACACGUCUGCCUGGUCGCAUCCAUGCCUGCGUUGGAUCUCACUGGCUAAUCUGGCUGCAAAGCCCCUCGGCCUCGGUCAAAGACGUCCACGCACACAAGCGCCGUCUUACGUCUCUCCACCGUUCAGCCGGUCAAGGAUUCUUGACGUGUAGACGCCUUGCAUGAGGGCUCGUAGUAGCGCUGAUCGGGGCUCUCUGCAGCUGGAAUGAGUCAGAGCAACCUCCUUGAUUCUCGAGGUCUUCGUGACUCAAACUGGAAAGGGAUUUGUCUGGGGUUUCGAGAGAGUCGAGAUGGAACUUGUUUUGCGCGAUCAACGAUUUCAACAAGGACAAUUCUUACUUGGAGCCGACAAAGCACUGCUCGGUACUACGCACAGUGCUGGCCUGUUAGCCUGUUCACAGAAGGCUGUGAAGGGAUAAUGUAUCCCAAUGAGGGCUUCGGCCCUCUCACCAACGUUCCAUCCGAAGGUGCCCUGUCCUGUAACUCCAGAAAUUUUGCUUUCUAAGUCUCGGGAGGGUUGCAUUGUAUCCUGGCACUAACUGAAUCAGUGACUGGUAAUGACGGGCUCGCCUGCGAGCGUGAUGAUGCGUUGCGGGUUGGGACGUCCAAUAACCCUCGUCUUCCCUCACCACGACCUUCCACCCUUCCGCAAACGGGCGAUAUCAUCCGACCAGGCCAGGAUCUGUUUGGACCCUCGCGGCCCCUCCGAACACUCUCCGCUUGACCGCACUGAGGCCUGAGGAGUUUAGAGUUUGGAAGCGUCAGCCUACUUCGAUGGACGGUCUGUCGCUCGAUUGGCCUUUGCUUCUGUCUCGCCCCGCCCUGGACGAAGUCAUGGUCUCAGGGGUUGAGGGAAUGAUUUCGUCGCUCCAUCUUCCAGCUGGCCAAGGGUUACGCGAUUCCUGCAGACGCUAUUGUGGAUCACCAUCACUCCAUACUCGACGCAUGUGUCUACAACUCUCACAAUCCAGUGUUAAGGGCGCGACCCAAGCACGUCGAGCACAUCCGGAUUUUCUGUACGGCCUCCGGUUCCAGCAACUUCAGCUGCAGCCCGUAUGUAGGAGGCCAUUGCGGAAGCCGCUGAGUGAAGUGACCGAGGAAACAGCAAGACCAACAGCGACAGUAACAACGACAGUGAUCCAUUGGACGCGUGAUCGCGACUUCUGCGCCGGUGGUAGUCAGGUUGCAAUGAGGGCCAGAUGACCCCUUUCCUUUUCGACCUCGCCAUUCGUCAAGUUUUACCCACAAAUCUCUGGCUGCGACAGCCCUGGCUAUGUUUGGAUCUGCAUGACCUUUGCCCGUCUGGUAAAUGCGACGAAACCGCGCUCAGCCAGACUCAUGAUCAUGUCAAUCAUUCGAGGACCCGAAGAUACCCACCACGGUCGGGUUGUACAGCCUCUCGGCGUGACCGUCCCGCUCUAUGGUGAGACACCUCCUUGCAUGGAAGAGGACGAUCGGUUGAUUUCGUCCGAUGCUGGCAUCCCGAUAUUUUUCUGUCACCGCAGUCUGCCUGUGCGACAGAUCACCUCGGCGGUGGGUGAUCGGUUGCUCCAAGAGAGUGUGGCCGCGUACUGUCUGGACGAAGCGUUAGGGGCAAGUUGCAGCCGUUGGGUCCGCAACUCCCCCGUCAAAGUACGCGUACACCGCCCAGGGAAAGAUGGUGGAGGCGGACUCUUGAUUUGUGACCCUUUCAGGGAUGAUCAUGCAAGAGCAUUACAACAGGGGGGAAAAUUCAGCUCUCCUACUUAGCCGUCCGAAAAGGGAGUCAUCUUUCCCCGAGUAGUUGUGGGAUUUGGAAUCUCUUCCUCGGCCUGCACGGUAGCGGCGUAACCCCUUAGAGCGUCCAAUACACCUGAUGCCUAGCCAGUCGGUCCUCGUGCCUAUAUCACGCAAGCUCUCCCAAUUUCUCCGACGGCGACCAUCUCGGCUUCGCAGUCUUUCAUCCGUUCAGGACAAUAUUCCUGUGCACCAUAUUCUGCGUGCGAUUUCCAACAUGGACAGCAUCAUCUUCGAGGACCCUUCCAAACCUCGGGUACGCUCUAAGCAGCACGCUCGUGCAGCGCCGGCCAACUUUGUCACCUCCUCGCGCCGAGAAUGCAUUCAAGAAGUCGAGCCACAGGCCGUGAUGCCAGUUCCAAAAAUUAGGCUGCACGAACACUCUCACACAAGCGACGAAGGCAGUUCUGAACCGCGAAGCUUACUAGAUCAGACCUCGGAGGCUUCACUCUACAAUCUGUGCCGCAGCCCUCUGCACGACGUCAAUACUGAUGACGGGCGAAUUUUGGAAGAGAUUUACCUUUUUGACGACUUCUCCCCCGCCCUGAUUGAUAAAAAUGGCCUGGUUGAGAGUCUCGACGACGAUUUGGAAAGCCUCUUUUCCGGUGUUCCGCCAGAUUUGGAGAGUUUCAAAGCGACCGGGUCCGAUGAACAUUCUGACGGUCAAGCCCAGAGCUUCUCUUCACGGGCCGCUGAGACCUGCGACGUUGUCAUUUCGUCACCAAGCGGCGACAAUUUGGUCCGCUCCCAAAUUCCUGACCUGCGGACGAAAUCUGACGCCAUUGACCUCACGAUAGAGUCAAACUGCCCUCAGUCGAAGCGGACAGAGGAACCGUCUACGCAGCAAUGCUUCCCGCCAUCCUCGCGUCACAAAUCCCGGAUAGAGGUGGUGAUUCCGACUCGUCAUCCCUCAUCGGCCUCACAACGGAAUCUUCUCUCCACUCAGUCUGCAGACGUCAUGGUAACACCGAAGAGAACCAGACGACGGACGGUAUCUCCGCGACCUAACGAGCGUGUUAAAUGUGGCCGAAAACGACGAUAUAGGAGUGAAGCUGAUUAUGACUCCUCGGUUUCUCGUCGAGUGCGUGUGGAAGUGGUCACCAACAAAACGCCGACCCUCGUUCAUCAAACGCUUGACGACGACUCUGCCUCGAGUUGCCGCGGAAGGGAAGUUCAGCUUCACAAGUCAGGCUUUGAGCUCGAAGCUCCUAUUGGAGCUGGGAUGCAUAAGUCCGCCCACGGAUCAAACAGUGAGCGGACUCUCGUUGAUCGUGACGCAGAUUCAGAAUACGAGACUGGACCUGAUUUUACCUUAAGCGAGCCCUCCCCAAGUCCAGCCACGCGGUUAAAUACCGACAAGCCCUUGGAUAGCCACCGCGAGCAGAAGCAGAAGCAGCACCAUGAUGGGUUGAAAAUCAUGAGCGUCCAACCUGUGACAGCUACUGACGCUGCCUUUAUGACCGCCGUUAUCGAGAGUCCGGCGGGCCUACAGGACUUCUUCCACUCACCUGCGGCUUGGGCCCUCGAAUGUGGUGUCCACCCGGACAACCUGGCCAAUAUCGUUCUCAAGCCACUGGCUGACCGUUGCUGGCUCCUCACGGCAACGAUAUUGCGGCAUGCUCACGGUAUGGAUGAUCUGAGACGAGACCGGGCUAGGAGGAGAGAGAGACGGUCACCCGAUCAAGACACAAGCAGCGACUUUUGCCUAAGCGAAUAUCAAACGGACUCCCGGCCGACGAAGCGAGGCCAUUGGACAUUAGACGAGGAUAACAAUUUGACGGAAUGGCGGCGCCUGGGAAAGUCGUGGUCGUGGAUCUUCGGCCAAUUUCCCGAACGAUCGGAAGCUGCGGUGCGAUCGCGUUGGUUCGCAGUUAUAGCACCACAAGCAAAAUCCAGGUAAAAAUCCAGGCCCAAGACUCGUAGAGUGAGAGUGCUCUUCACAGAAGAGGCUGUAGAUUCACCAGACCUGGCGAAUGGUCAUGCGUUUAUACCCAUUACAAAAACCUCGGUAUUGAUCGCAAUUUGUACGGAGUAUGAUUCCUUGUACUGUAGCUGUCCAUAAUUGUAAUCUCAGAAUCGACUAAGGUGAAAU
Exophiala oligosperma is the source of this 4055-nucleotide messenger RNA. RefSeq lists its product as uncharacterized. NCBI's taxonomy places the organism in Eukaryota, Fungi, Ascomycota, Eurotiomycetes, Chaetothyriales, Herpotrichiellaceae. The record is from RefSeq and is a predicted model, not a curated record. The coding region runs from base 2043 to 3863 and encodes 606 amino acids. The transcript is spliced from 2 exons.